Molecule: messenger RNA, 2097 nt
Organism: Silurus meridionalis
Lineage: Eukaryota; Metazoa; Chordata; Actinopteri; Siluriformes; Siluridae
Gene: oit3
Product: oncoprotein induced transcript 3
Exons: 9
Coding region: 56-1705 (549 amino acids)
Molecular function (GO): calcium ion binding
Source: RefSeq, a predicted model, not a curated record
UGCCCUGUUUUUAAAAUACUCACAAGUUGCAGCUUUGCGUAAGACCGGAGUUGCCAUGCUGUCCACUUUGCUGAUGGAUGCGCUCAUGUUUCUGUCGGUCCUCCACAUUGUAGCCACUCAGCAGAUCACGGGUAAGUUUCCGGAUCCGUGCACAGCUUACAUCAGUCUGAAUGAGCCCUGGAGGAACACCGACUACCAUGUCAACAACUCUGCUGGUGUGCCCUUGUGUGACCGCCAUGUAGCCGGUCAGUGGUAUCGCUUCACUGGAAUGGCGGGUGAUGCCAUGCCCACCUUUUGCAUCGAGGAGAACCACUGUGGCACCCACGCACCCAUCUGGCUCAACGGCAGUCACCCGCUGCCUUCUGAAGGCAUCGUCACGUUGCCGACAUGCGCAAGCUUCAAUGAUGAUUGUUGCCAUUGGCGUGGGAUGGUGGAUGUGAAAGCUUGUCCCAGGGGUUACUAUGUAUAUCGCCUGCCCCGCCCAUCAGUGUGCUUUCAUGUGUACUGUGGCCAUUUCUACGACAUCUGUGAUGAAGUGGAGUGCACUGGUCCAGGGUGUCCCCUGCAACUAGAGUGCCAUUGUCCUGCUGGGACUGUUCUGGGGCCAGACUCCCAGACGUGUCUUGACCUAAAUGAGUGUGAGAGAAGCAAUGGCGGAUGUGCUGAGAUGUGUGUGAACACUAGGGGCUCAUGGCGGUGUGAGUGUGGCCCAGGCCGUGUACUGGAUGCUGACGGACGGACCUGCAAUGAGAUUGCAGGUUGCCACAACGUAAAUGGAGGGUGUAGCCACGGCUGCUCGUCGGAGGCUGAGUCGUAUUACUGUCACUGUCCAAGAGGACUAACACUGGGGGAGGACAAGAAAAGCUGCCAGGUGCCCGUGCUGUGCAAUCCCAGCUCUAUUGAUGUGUCUGUUCCCAAAGACCUUGUGGGUGGCCUGGAGCUCUUUUUGUCAAAUUCCUCGUGUCGUGGAAUCUCUAACGGCACUCACAUCAACCUUCAUUUCAGCCUGAAGACCUGCGGCACUGUAGUCAAGGUUAUUGAUGACAAAAUUAUUGGCACAAAUCUGGUCACUGGACUGCCAAAGUCAAGCCCAACCAGCAACGGAGAGGUAAUUGUACGCACCAGCAAACUUUUGCUACCCAUCACGUGCGAGUUCCCGGGUCACUACGAGGUAUCGGAUGGUUACCUUCCCAGUCUACACAACUCUGCCCUGGAGCUAUCGGCACACAGUGAGGGCAUCUUUCCCUUCACGCUCGAGCUGUUUAAGAACUCGGAGUUCUCCGAGCCGUACAACAGUCCUCCUCAGCUGCGCUUACGUGACGCGCUGUAUUUCGGCGUGGAGCCACGUGAGCGUGUGGAGGGCCUUGCUGCUCUUGUGGAGACCUGCUUUGCUACGCCUGGCCCUAAAGCUGACCAAGUUCUCAAAUAUUACCUCAUUAAAGACGGCUGUGUUUCAGAUGAGACCGUACGGCAGCUUUCGGCUAAAGAUCAGCUCUCCAAACAUUACCAGGUUCCUGUCUUCAAGUUCAUCGGCAGUGACAAUGGGGAGGUCUACCUGCACUGCCGGGUGCUAGUGUGUGGUGAGGGAGAGUCACGCUGCACGCAAGGCUGCCGCAGACGUCUGAGACGAGACCUCUGGUCCGAACAACACCAAGAGAAACGCACCCUCAUCGGAGGACCCAUUGUCAUUCUGCCAGAUCCGUAAACCACCCAUCCACACACACACGCACACACACACACACACACACACAUUUGCCAUCCACCAUUCUGUAACCUCUGAUUGUGUGUUUAUUCGAGCAUUAUCCUGUUUAUCACUAUCCAUUAUUCUUUAUUCUGCCAGCUGCAACCAGAAGGAUUAAGAAUUAUCAACGUUACUCAAAUGCACUGACGACAUACACGUGUAAGGUGUGUCUGAGCCAAUAGCGCACUCCUUUACUCCAGUAUACUGUACCAUCAUACAAUCAUUAACGGAAGCAUGAAGCCUGAACAGUGAUUAUGCAAGCUUUACAUUUAUGUCUAUUACAAAUAAUCAUUGCAUACACUUUUGAUAUACAAGUGCACCUUUUUUUUAAAUAAAGGAAUACGCAUAAUAAAUGA